Capsella rubella is the source of this 571-nucleotide messenger RNA. RefSeq names its product 14 kDa proline-rich protein DC2.15. The record is from RefSeq and is a predicted model, not a curated record. The transcript has a single exon. Lineage: Eukaryota; Viridiplantae; Streptophyta; Magnoliopsida; Brassicales; Brassicaceae. The annotation marks the transcript as partial.
CUUCUUACUUCCUCCUCAGUGGCUUAUUCUAAGAUUGCUCUUCUACUCCUCUUCAAUGUCAUUUUCUUCACUUUAGUCAGCUCGACUUCUGUCUCUUGUCCACCACCACCGUCCAAGAGCUACCACAAGAAGCCCGCACCAUCGUCUCCUUACCACAAAGCCACUUGUAAAGAUGCUCUUAAACUCAAGGUAUGUGCUAAUGUGUUGGAUUUGGUGAAGGUUUCUCUACCACCAACGUCCCAAUGUUGCGCUCUCAUCAAUGGUCUUGCUGAUCUUGAAGCUGCCGUCUGUCUUUGCACCGCCUUGAAAGCCAAUCUCCUCGGCAUCAACCUUAAUGUUCCCAUUUCAUUAAGUCUUGUCCUAAACAAUUGUGGCAAGAAGGUUCCAUAUGGUUUCCAAUGUGCCUAGAGAUUACACAUUUCAAGAUUGAGUUUCUUAUCAUAACUUUAAUUUGGUUUUUUUUUUUUUUUUCAUUCUAAUAUGUCCUUUUUUGAUCUAUCAUUAUCGAUCUUUUUAAUUUGCUGCAUGUUUUUACCAAUGGAAUAAGAUAUUUUCGUUCAAAAAAAUAAUA